AUGGAGAGAACCUUGAGUGGUGGGCUAAACCAACAGGGUAUUGAUCACUACAAUAGCCUGAUUGAUGAACUAAUCAAGAAUGGAGUGUUGCGAAUGUCGAAGGAUAUUUCCACUGGGCUCUAUUUGACGACUUUGAAUGUGGGGAAGGCUAUCGGGCUUUACUACGUCGACUACAAAGACAAUCUCCAGCGAAUUCCUGAAGAGUCAGCUAGGUGGCUGCCUAAAUUCCUAAACAGUGUGGCCUGA
Messenger RNA from Prunus armeniaca (apricot), 246 nucleotides. The record is from the annotation of a GenBank genome assembly. NCBI's taxonomy places the organism in Eukaryota, Viridiplantae, Streptophyta, Magnoliopsida, Rosales, Rosaceae.